Molecule: messenger RNA, 1986 nt
Organism: Arachis ipaensis
Lineage: Eukaryota; Viridiplantae; Streptophyta; Magnoliopsida; Fabales; Fabaceae
Source: RefSeq, a predicted model, not a curated record
ACUUUAGUGCUUUCUUCCUUUUUUGUUCUGAUCAAUAAACAAACCUGCAUAAAUUUUAUUAAAUCUGUAGUGCUAAUUUUUUGUUAUUGUAAAAGGCUUCGAAUUUGGAAGCUGUAUAUAAACGUGUGGCUAUUUUUUGUUAGUGUUGCGUUGCUAGUCGAUCAUUGCCAAAAGAAACUAGGUGAAGAAGCUAAAGAUGGGUGUUGCACAUGAGGUGUUUGAUAAAAUGAGCGUUACGGCUUCUAAAUUUUUCUUUUACCGGUUCCAUUACAGAUUUUGAGCUUUGAGUUUUAAGGUGGGCUGUGAAUUUUUCCAAUAUACUUUUUUAAUUUUUCCGUGAUCUCCGAACCUAUAAAGAUUAAGUUAUCGGGAAGCAACAGCAGAACAGAAGAGAGGGGGAUAAAUUCGGGUGGUGGGAACUCCUCGCCCCUGGCUUUUUUACUUAUGUACCACCUUUUUCAAAACUUAUUAUCAAAAUGCCACAUUUUUCUAACUACUUGCCCAGAAACAACCCUUUGUGUUAGUGGUACUUAUCCAUAGGCAAGUACCUUGCAUUUGCAUAUGGCAUCUGUUUUAGUGCUUGGUACUUGCCUUACAUUCUUCAGUUCUUCUCACUACUUUCUAAUUUUGAUUGACAAUGUUUUAGGAUUAAAAUGUGGUUAGUUAUUUUGUUGUCAACUUGUCAUGUCUUUUGUACUCUGGGAAAAUUUUGUUUGGGCUAAUGACAUUAUGUUCUUUUGUGUUAAUGUUGGUUUGGUCUUAAAAGUUCUAAUGUUUAAAUGGUUGAUUGCCUUGGUUUUAUGAUCGAGAAGUUUCAAAUUUGAAAAAAAAAUUUUCUAAUUGUGAGUUCAGUUUAGCUUGUGGCAACCAUAUUAUGAUAAUGCAUCUGGUUAAGUUUCAGUUUGUACUCAUUAAGAAAUUUGCUAAUUGUGAGUUCAGUUCAGUUGUUUUUUGCUUGGUUUUAUAUUUAUAUUGUUUUGUAACUUUGUUUCUAAGUUACAUCAUUGUCAUUGAUAAUUUGAUAUGUUGAAGAAAGGAAAAUAUGUUUCUGUAAUGAGAUUGGUUUUAGGAGUAGUAGGAUUAAAGAAUCAGAGUGAAGGUAAAAUCAUAGUGAGGAAAUUUGGUAGAGAAAAGAGAUAAAUCAGAUAGAAGAGAAGAAUGUAAUCAGGGAGAAGAGAGUCCUAAGACAUUUUACAAAUUCCUUAGGCUCCAUUGUAAAAGGGUUAUUUGUUAUGCAACUAUUUGAUUAUUGGUAACUGGAAUAUUACCGGCAGAGGGCAUGGCAAAUCAGCCAGAAACAACAAGUUCCGCCACACCGAUCCAGAAUACUGAGGAUCAAGUAGCAAGUGCCACUUCUACUGUGAACUUGGUAGAUUCAUUGGAGAAACAGUAUCUCAAAAUCAAAGAGCACGCAGAAACCUACCCUUACGUAUGGGCUUCCUAUAUUGUUGUAUAUGGUGGCUUUGGUCUAUGGGCUGCAUAUAGAUGGAGAAAGCUCCGCAAAACCGAGGACAGAGUAAGGAAUCUUCAAGAGAAACUAAGAAAGCUUGUUGAAGCUGAAGAAUCUGCUACUUCUACCAAAGUGGUUGAAAAGGGUUCUACAUCUUCUGAAAAGCCUUCCAAGUAGCCAACAGUUUCAAUAUUCCUUGCCCAAGGCCAAGUAGACCGGUGUUUAUGCCUCACAAUAUCACUUUGUUUACCAUAAUGGUUGCUGGGACUGAGAGAAGAUUUCAUGUUGCUUCUCUAAGCAACUGAUUGUCUGAUUACAUUGAGUUUUUCAGAAGUUUAGACAUCAAGUGUGAUAAUUUCCCUUCCCAAGAAAGUUCCGUGAUAGUUUUGCAGACAGAGAUGUUUCAAUGUUUUUUAGACAUAGGAAAACAUUAAUAUUAGGGAAGAAAUUUAAUCCAUGAUACAUAAAGAAAAUUUCUUUGGUGAAUAGCGAAAAUUGUAACUAAAAUUUGCAAGGGAAGUGUGCAUUUUACAUAA